UCAUCAUGUGGCCCAAGCUCGACGUCCUUCAAGAAAUUUGCUCGGCGACACUAUUCACACUCCCUUUAUACGGUGUAGGAAUACAUCUUCUCCUAUCUCAUCGCUAGUAGCCAAAGACUAGGAGCUUAUACUAUGACGCUCUUUAUCCUGACCGAGACGCCGGCGGGCUACGCCAUCCUUAAAGCCAAGGACAAGAAGCUGCUCAAGCGCGAUGACUUGGCCAAGGAAGCAGAGACUGCGCAGGGCGUGUGCAGUCUGCUCAAGCUAAAAGAGUUCAAAAAGUUCGAGAGCGCAAGCAGUGCGCUGGAGGAGGCGGCGGCGUUGACGGAGGGGAAGGUCACACCUAUGCUAUCGAACAUGCUCAACACGCUCAAAGAUGAGAAGAAGGUUUCGCUCGCUGUCGCCGAUCCUAAGCUGGGCAAUGCUAUCACCAAGAUCCCAGGCCUGCAAAUUAGUCCCGUCUCCGAUUCAGCUACCGCCGAUCUGUACCGUGCCAUCCGCGAACACCUACCAUCGCUUAUACCCGGCCUCAUGCCGGAAGAGAUCAACUCGAUGAGCCUAGGCCUGUCACAUUCUCUAUCUCGACACAAGCUCAAGUUCUCGCCGGAUAAAGUCGACACCAUGAUCAUCCAGGCUAUCGCUCUACUGGACGACCUGGACAAGGAGCUCAACACAUAUGCCAUGCGAGUCAAGGAAUGGUAUGGCUGGCACUUCCCGGAAAUGGCUCGCCUCAUCAAUGACAACCUAGCCUACUCCCGUGUUAUCCUAGCCAUGGGUAUGCGCUCAAAUGGCGCCAAUACCGAUCUCAGUGAUGUUCUACCGGAAGAGAUUGAAGGCGCCGUCAAAGCUGCCGCGGAGAUUUCUAUGGGUACCGAAAUCACCGACGAGGAUCUGGAGAACAUCCAAGCCCUGGCCGAGCAAGUCGUUGGAUUCACCGAGUACAGACAACAACUCUCGUCUUAUUUGUCUGCGCGUAUGCAAGCCAUCGCACCGAACCUUACCGCGCUGGUCGGUGAGCUGGUCGGCGCUCGGCUAAUCGCCCACGCCGGCUCGCUCAUGAACCUAGCCAAGUCCCCUGCUUCGACAAUUCAAAUCCUUGGCGCCGAAAAAGCGCUCUUCCGUGCGUUGAAGACCAAGCACGACACGCCUAAGUACGGCCUCAUCUAUCAUGCCAGCCUCAUCGGCCAAGCGAGUGGCAAGAACAAGGGCAAGAUAGCGCGUAUGCUGGCAACGAAGACGACACUCGGUCUUCGUGUUGAUGCGCUCAGCGACUGGGGCACAGCCGGCGAAGGCGGCAAGGAUGAGCCUACCGAGGAGGAGAAGAUGGCUACUGGAAUCCAAGCGCGCGCGAUGCUGGAGCGGAGACUACGCGGUAUGGAGGGCAAGCCGCUCAAGCCUUCAGGUGUGGCUAUCGGUCCGCAAGGCCAGAGGCAGCAGGGCCAACCUGGCAAAUGGGAAAUCAAGGAAGCGAGGAAGUACAAUCCGGAUGCGGACGGUAUUGCUCCGGACGCGAAGCCUGCUGUCAAUGGCGUGAGCAUGAAUGUAGGCAAGAAGAGAUGACGAGGAUGACGACGAGGAUGACGUGGAUGAUGAGAAUGACGAGGGCGACGCUAUCCUCAUCACAAA
Baudoinia panamericana UAMH 10762 is the source of this 1626-nucleotide messenger RNA. RefSeq lists its product as uncharacterized. NCBI's taxonomy places the organism in Eukaryota, Fungi, Ascomycota, Dothideomycetes, Mycosphaerellales, Teratosphaeriaceae. The transcript is spliced from 3 exons. The record is from RefSeq and is a predicted model, not a curated record. The coding region runs from base 133 to 1560 and encodes 475 amino acids. Gene Ontology annotation, molecular function: snoRNA binding. Gene Ontology annotation, cellular component: small-subunit processome; box C/D methylation guide snoRNP complex.